Rotaria sp. Silwood2 is the source of this 765-nucleotide messenger RNA. Lineage: Eukaryota; Metazoa; Rotifera; Eurotatoria; Philodinida; Philodinidae. The record is from the annotation of a GenBank genome assembly.
AUGAGUCGUCAUCUGAUGAAUGUUGCUCGAUUGUCGAAUUGUCUGAAAUAUGUAAACGAUGGAUAUCAACUCUUCAAUAAAGGUCAUUAUAGAAAAUUUCAUCAAAACAAUACCAAUAAGAUCAAUGAUCCACCACGCAUUAAUUUAUGUUUAAUGAAGGAUGAACAUCGCAAUGAAGUGUCUUCACUUGUUAUUGAAUCAUUUUUUCGUGAUGAGCCACUUAAUAGACGUUUGUCAUUUGAUUUACCAAAAGAACCUGCUGAAUUUACAAAUAUGUCUGUUGAAAAAGCUUUUCAGGAUAAAUGCUCAUACGUGGCUAUCGAUAAAAAUCAACAAAAAGUAAUUGGUGUUUCAUUAAAUCUAAUUGAAAGUAAGAACGAUGAAACAAACAUACUCGAUAGUUCGCAAUUUAAAUCUGAAAAGUUACGUUAUAUUUUCAAACUAUUGGAAGAUGUGCAUGGCCAAAUCGAUUUAUUCAACACUUUUAAUACAGAUCGUCUCUUACAUGUAUUAAUGCUAUCAGUGAAUGGAGAAUAUCGUGGUUUAAACUUAACAAGGCAAUUGAUCGAUUUAAGUAUUAAACAGGCAAAAGCAUACGGUAUUAAAGGAGCAUUUAGUGAAACAACUGGUUACUAUUCGUCUAGAGUAAUGCUUAAAAUGGGCUUUCAAAUAUAUAAUGAAAUUAUUUACGAUAAAUAUGACCAGAAACGUCUCUCGAACCUUGGUAUUCAUGAUCGUUGCUUACUUAUUGCAAGGCCACUAUAA